Molecule: messenger RNA, 3388 nt
Organism: Brachypodium distachyon (stiff brome)
Lineage: Eukaryota; Viridiplantae; Streptophyta; Magnoliopsida; Poales; Poaceae
Product: histone-lysine N-methyltransferase SUVR4
Exons: 11
Coding region: 822-2927 (701 amino acids)
Cellular component (GO): nucleus
Molecular function (GO): zinc ion binding; protein binding; histone methyltransferase activity
Source: RefSeq, a predicted model, not a curated record
GCACUACGUAGGCCCAAGGUCCAAGGAAGAGCCAGACAGAGUAACAGCCUAACUGGCCCAGGGAUUAAGUCCAGCUUAGGAAAACAGGAGAAGAGGCGCUGUGGCCCAAAAAUACGAUCGAUCUCGUUCUCGAGGGCACGAUCGAUCGGCGGCAGCCGGCAGGAGCUCUCCGGCGGGAGGCGCGGAGCCCGGGCACGUCCGCACGUGCCCUAGGUGCCCCCACGGUGAAUUCGCCGAUGGUUCUUCCCCGACUCCGACCGCCGCGCCGUGGUCUUGAUCUCCGUCGUCGCUCUGCCGCUGCUAUGGUGGACCUCACCGUCGACGGUUACCAGAGUCUUGCCGGAAAUUAACCCAAUUCUAACGGCUACAUUCAACGACGUGGCCGGGGUGGCGUUCGCGGGACCGCGCUUGAGUGGAAGGGUCCUUCGUCGGGGAGGCGGCGGCGGCGGCAUGAGCUCCAGCGGGAGCAACCACGGCGUGGCGCAGUCAGAAAAGACAAACUCCCUCAACCCAUGGUCCACCUCCAGCUUUUCCCUGCACUCACACUGCAGCACACCUCCAAGAUCUCUAGGAGAUGGCGGCUACACAAUCACCUUCAACCUGAGGAAGCUGAUGCAAGAAGUAGGAAGAACAGACGUGGGCCCAGGCUAAAAAUAAUAAUCAGAACCGUCGAUCCGGACGGGAGCACCAAUGGGAGCAGGCAAGCCGCGUCCAGAAAGACAAGUCCAGAGAGCGAAAAUUCUCGAGGGUGCCUGAGUAUGUCUUGUAUGAUUACUCUCUUUGAAUCAAAGGCUUCUUGCACUUUAUGAUAAUAUGACCUAAUGCCCUGCUUCUCAUUGUCUGACAACUCAGAUAAACCCCUGUUUUUACCAAGGAGGAUGGUACCUUCAAAGGUUUCCCUGGAAAGAUUUGAAGCUGCUGUCACAUCUAUGCAUGCUAUUGGAAUCCAGAGCGAAACUGUCACACCAGUGUUAGAGAAUCUACUAAAGUUGUACGAUUACAACUGGGAGUAUAUAGAAGCUGAUAAUUUUCGGGUCCUAACCGAUGCUAUAUUUGAUGAUCCAGAUCCCAAAGAAGAACAUAAAACGCAAGCUAACAAGAGGACUAAUCUUGAUUCGAACCACUAUAAGAAGAAGCUUAGGAUAAAGCAUCAUUAUGAUAGUCGUACAUCCAAGAUGAAUGUCCAUAACAGGAGAGAGUUAGCUGAAGCUCCAGUGCAGGAAGUAGGCAAGCUGUGCCCUCAAAUUGUCUGCGAGGGGAAAAUCACUAGAAGCAAAUCACGGUUACUGAUUAAAGAACAAAAUAUGGAAAUCAAGGUACCGGAGGAUACACAGACAGAUGAAGAUUCCAGCCAUCAUGGAGGGUACAAAGAUGCACUCACGAUUUCUGGUUUACCGCAUGCUGACAAGGAAGCUUUUGUUGCUCACGGAAGAAACAUGUCUGAUGCAUGUUGCAGCCCAGCAAUCACAAGCAACAAAGGUUUUUCAACCAACUUUGAUGUAGCCUCGUCAAAGUCUGGUACAGGGAAACUAUCGUUUACAUACAACUCUUCCCUGGCACAUCAUCCUGAUUUCCAGGUGCCUGAUAUGGAGUUGGUAUGCAAGGAAAUGGACGCUAGAUGCCUCAGGAAAUUCAAGAUCCUAGAACCCAAUUUCUCUUUCAUGAAACUUCUAGAAGAUACUUGCCAGUGUAUUGUUGACAUGGGCUGUGAAUCUAGUGGACCUAGAGAAAGAGGAAUUGUACAAAUAGUUCCUGCAAUAGACUAUUUGUCUAAGCCUUCAGUGCCACGGGAAUUGCAGUCAAAUCAAGCUGGUUCCCCAUGUAUGCCACCUAAUAAUCACAUGAUUCUUGGUGGUAUUCACUCUUCUAGUGCUGUUCCAAAGGUACCACAUCAUGAUGUUAAUGACAUAACAAAAGGGGAAGAACGUCUGAGUAUUCCCAUAGUUAAUGAAACUGGCAAUGGGAUUCUUCCUCCUCCCUUUCACUACAUACCACGCAAUAUUGCUUUCCAGAAUGCCUAUAUCGAUCUUUCGCUUGCUAGAAUCGGAGAUGAAAGUUGUUGUUCAGACUGCUAUGGAGAUUGUCUUGCACAACCACUUCCUUGUGCAUGUGCAACAGAAACUGGAGGAGAGUUUGCUUAUACACGAGAUGGCCUGCUUAAGGAAGGAUUUCUGGACUUUUGCGUCUCAAUGAUUCAAGAACCAGAUAAACAUCAUCUAUACCGCUGCAAAGAUUGUCCAUAUGAACGACUGAAGACAGAGACGAAUUCUAAUUCAUCAAACACCAAAGUGAAUCCUGGUCCUUGUAAAGGACACCUUAUAAGGAAAUUUAUUAAGGAAUGCUGGAGCAAAUGUGGCUGCACCAAAAAUUGUGGGAAUCGUGUGGUGCAGCGAGGCAUUACUCAGCAUCUACAGGUGUUUUUAACCUCUGGCGAUAAAGGAUGGGGAUUGCGGGCUGCUGAGGAACUUCCUCGAGGCGCCUUUAUUUGUGAGUCUGUUGGUGAAAUAUUAACGAACACUGAGCUGUAUGAGCGAACGAAUCAAAAGACUACCGAAUCAAGGCAUAAAUACCCUGUGUUGCUUGAUGCUGAUUGGGUCACUGAAAGUGUUCUAGAGGAUGACCAUGCCCUCUGUCUAGAUGCCACCUUUUAUGGGAACGUGGCAAGGUUUAUAAACCAUAGGUGCUUUGAUGCUAACAUUAUUGGAAUACCUGUUGAAAUUGAGACACCGGAUCACCACUACUACCAUUUGGCGUUUUUCACGACAAGGAAAAUAGAGCCUUUUGAAGAACUGACAUGGGACUAUGGAAUUGAUUUUUACGAUGUCAACCACCCUAUCAAGGCUUUCCAAUGUCAGUGUGGGAGCGAACAUUGCCGCGACCCAUCAAGCAUCUCAAGAUCUAAAUCCAGAGCGCCGGUGUUACUAUGAGUGUUGUCGUUGAAGGGAGAUUCAAGCCAAAAAGGAGAUUCAGGACAACAUUAGGAUCCUGCAAAGUCUAUUCGAAAUCUUGUGACUGUAGGUGAUGUUUUGCUCUAUCUGGGACAAAUGUUUCAAAUUACUGACUCCUUACCUACAUAUGUUGGGAUUGCUCAUCAAGAACUUGUCCUAACAAGCUUGCUUCCAAGCACCAUAUUUUGGUUGCCCUUGAUUCUAUUUGGAACGAAUAUGUAAAAAAUUACAAAUAUGGAUCAUCUUCCAUGGUCCAACCUGGAAACCUUGUGUCAUUGAUUUGAUCUUCUAUGGUUGUAUCACUGAUUGGAUACAUCCCGUGGGAGACGGAGGUGGCAAGUCUGUGCCCCAAAAUUGUUACCUCCUCUGAUCCAUAAUAAAUGUCGAGGAUUUAGUACAAAGUUACACUUAUUAUAAAUGGUUACUUUUUUUUUAUGAUA